This is a messenger RNA of Macrosiphum euphorbiae (potato aphid), 534 nucleotides long. The record is from the annotation of a GenBank genome assembly. NCBI's taxonomy places the organism in Eukaryota, Metazoa, Arthropoda, Insecta, Hemiptera, Aphididae.
AUGCGGUCUUCACAGGAAAUUGUCCAAGCGGGACGGCAAGCGUUCCCGGCACCUGACUUCAGUUCCAAAGGCGCCAUGGCCGCGGCCGUCGCCGAAGACAGCUGUGCGUUUGGAUCGACAAAAUAUUUUUUGCUUUGCGGGCUCGGCGGUUUUUUGUCGUGUGGAAUAACUCACGCAAUGGUCACACCACUGGAUUUGGUUAAAUGUCGUUUGCAAGUCGACCAAGCCAAAUACAAGAACGUUGUUCAUGGUUUCAAAGUUACACUGAAAGAAGAUGGUUUCAAGGGAUUGGCCAAAGGAUGGGCUCCAACUUUCUUGGGAUAUGCCGCUCAAGGUAUGUGCAAAUUUGGUUUGUAUGAAGUUUUCAAAGUCCACUAUUCGGAGAUGAUUGGCGAAGAGAACUCAUACGUGUACAGAACCGCGUUGUACUUGGCUGCCUCUGCAUCUGCCGAAUUCUUCGCUGACAUCGCACUCAGCCCAAUGGAAGCUGCAAAAGUCCGUAUCCAAACUCAACCAGGAUUUGCAAAACAUUGA